Molecule: messenger RNA, 1088 nt
Organism: Cucurbita moschata (crookneck pumpkin)
Lineage: Eukaryota; Viridiplantae; Streptophyta; Magnoliopsida; Cucurbitales; Cucurbitaceae
Exons: 4
Coding region: 167-796 (209 amino acids)
Source: RefSeq, a predicted model, not a curated record
UUAGAGAGAAGAGAGAGAGUUUUGUGAUGGCCCUCAUAGUGCGCAGACUUGGAGUCAACAAAAUCAUUUGCGGCCCUUCUCGUUUGAUGAGCUUAAAAAUGGGCAACUCCUCAUAAUCCACCACAACAACAGCAAGAACAGAGCACGCCAGAGCACUAGGAAUCCAAUGAAUCCCAAUUCACUCAAAAUGGGUUUCUCAAAAGAAGAGAAAUCCAAGCGUUUAUGGAGAGGAAUCAAAACCCUUUUCUUCUUAAUCACCAUGUUGAUUUCCCUUCUCCUUUUGUCCGCCCCUGUUCUUCUCGUCAUCGCCGAUGCCCUUCUUCCCUCUGCUCUUCUCUCUGCUUCUCUUUACCCUUACUCCUUUUCCCUCAAAUCCCUUCCUUCUCAUCUCACAAACUACGAUUUUAGAUCCUCCCUCGUCGAUAUCCCUCUCAUUUCCCUCCUAAGAUCCGCCAUCAUUUUCUGUGUUUAUAGCUUUUGCGAUGGGCCGAGGCUCUCGCGAGGGCCGUAUUUGGGGAUCACCACGUUUUGUUCUGUGAUUUCCUUGGUGUUUGUCUCGUUCAAGGCUUGGUUUGUGUUUGGUAGUGGCUUGUUGGAUGUUGGUCGAGGCAUGGAGGUGGCUUUGUUUAUGUGCUCUCUGCUUUUGGCUGUUGCCCAUGUUGCUGUGGCGUAUAGGACGAGUUGCAGAGAGAGGAGAAAGCUCCUGGUUUACAAGAUUGAUAUUGAAGCGGUUUCUGCUUGCAAGAGCGGUUUCCCCAGGCACCAAAAGAUUCUUCAAAAGGAAUGGGUGAAGUAAAACACCAUCACAGUUCAUCAGAACUUGUUUCCAUUGAACUUGUUUCGCCCGGUCUUCAGGUUUCAGAUUUUUUGGUUGGAUUUGGAGAUUCAGGAGGUGGUGCAAAGCUAACUAACAUCUGUAAAUUAUUUGAUUGUGUUAGUAUGAAUAUACACUAUAGAAACAUACAAUUUUGCCUCAUAUUUAGCGGUCGAAUUUAUCUGAUGUAAAAUGUAUAGUUUGGAUCAGUACAAAUAAAAAUGGUAAAAGGCCUUGUGAUCUUAUGAUAUUCAGCUUCCGAGUCCGACCUUCU